Messenger RNA from Serendipita indica DSM 11827, 1356 nucleotides. NCBI's taxonomy places the organism in Eukaryota, Fungi, Basidiomycota, Agaricomycetes, Sebacinales, Serendipitaceae. The record is from the annotation of a GenBank genome assembly.
AUGUCGCUGCUUCGCUCGUUUGCCAGGCCCGCUGCGUUCAGAACAGCAUUCCGUGUACGACCAACGACUGCUACAGCCACUGGACACUGGCAGCGAUGGCAGAUGGCGUCCAACAACCUGCCUCGACAUGCGACUUACUCGUCUGAAGCCGGGUUGAGCAAAGAAGAGGUCGAAGCGCGCGUGCUCGAUGUGUUCAAAGGGUUUGAAAAAGUAGACCCAAGCAAACUCACGCUCGCCGCAAGAUUUAAAGAAGAUUUGGCGCUUGAUAGUCUGGAUGCGGUCGAGGUCGUCAUGGCCGUUGAAGAGGAGUUUUCUAUCGAAAUACCGGAUGCUGAAGCGGAUGAGAUCACGACCGUCAAGCAAGCGGUGGAUUAUAUUCUGCAAUCACCCGAAGACUCUGUACUCGUCGUCGACACGCCGCUGCUAGAGACGGGAUGCAUCCUAGGAGAAGGGCCGCUAUACGAACCGUCUACGGGCAUCCUUCAUUUUGUGGACAUCAAGCGAUGUCGCGUCUAUCACUACGACACCAACAGCCACUCUAUAGAGUUUGACGAGUUUGAAGAGCCCGUUACGGCGCUGGCACUCCGUCAAGAUGGUCUCGCGUGUGUGACGGCCACAGGAUUUGCACUGAUCGAGAAAGAUUCAGAAUCCAAGCCGACGCUCACCUACCUGAGUCAGCCUCUGUCUGAGAGGGAGCGCAAGUAUACACGGCUCAAUGACGGUGCCUGCGAUGCCAGAGGACGAUUUCUCGCUGGGACUCUCGAGUCGAAAGCGCCUGGAAACGAAUUUGGUGGUGUACUCUAUCAAUAUGAUCCAGCAACUGGUUUGGCAAGGGUGCUCGACGAUUCAGAGGAUAUUACAGACGGCAAUGGCCUUGGUUGGAGCGAGGACAAUUCGACAUUGUACUUUACGAGCUCGUGCGCCAAUCUCAUCUACGCGUACGACUAUAAUCUAGAAGAUGGCUCUGUGUCGAACCGCAGAGUGUUUAUAGACGGGCCGUCUCUGGGGCUUAAUGCGCCGUCGUUUUGCGAUGGCCUGUGCAUUGACAGCGAGGGGUGUAUCUGGUCCGCACGAUGGGCAGGCUCCAAGAUUGUGCGGUUCAGCAAAGAAGGCAGGAUUAUCUUUGAGAUUCAGUUUCCAAAGGUGUUUAGUGUGACUGCAUUGACGUUUGGUGGGCCAGAGAAUGACUGGCUCUUUGUCACGACUGCGCAUCCGUCUGUGGCAGGCGUUGCGGACAGUGACAAAGUAUUUGCAGAGUAUCCAGACUCGGGACAUUUGUUCAAGAUUGACUUUCAGGGUCGGUUCAAAGGCGGGGUUUGGCGUCAUUCGUUUGGGACGAUAGACGUAGCUAUUUGA